AUGGCCAUUAGCGGCCACGCCUCACCAUCCGCCACUUUGGCAGUCAUCUUCACAUCAAGCGCUCUGGCUAUCUUUGCCGUGGUGUUGCGACUAUGGACGCGGCUCUUGAUCGUGCGUCAGCCUGGGUGUGAUGAUCUCUUGGUUACGCUUUCGCUCUUUUUCACAUUGAUCUUCGCGGUUUGCGUGUCUUUUGAGGUUUACUAUGGUCUCGGGCGACACAUCGAAACCCUCACCAAGCAUGACCUGACACAGCUGUGUCUGUGGCUUUGGAUAUCGGUUUGGAACUAUUACAUCGGGCUCGGUCUCGCCAAACUAUCUAUUGUCGUCCAAUGCAUGAGGAUCUUUGGCCAUAUCAAAGGCUUCCGCAUUGCCUCUUACGUACUAUCAGCCAUCAUCGUUGCGUUCACCAUUUUCAGCACGUUCAUAUCGAUCUUUCUUUGUCAGCCGGUCUCCCGCUUCUGGAACCUGGAGGGGCCUGGGAAGUGCAUUGAUAGACUGCCAUUAUGGCUGUUCAACUCCGCCUUCACGAUGCUCGCCGACAUCGCCGUGACGGUACUUCCCCUCCCGGUCCUGAAAUCACUCCAACUCCCCGCCCGCCAACGUUACAUUCUCAUGGGAGUCUUCGGGCUUGGUGGGGUCAUCUGCAUCGUCUCGAUUGUCAGACUCUCAGGCAUAUACGCUACAUCUGUCGCGAAGGACGUCAGCUGGGAGAACUCCCAAGCCGCACUGUACUCGAACUUGGAAGCGGCAGUGGGCAUCAUUGCGAGCUGUGUGCCGACUCUGAGGGCUUUCGUGAAGACAUAUUUCCCAAGGCUGUUUACGUCAGGUUCGGCGGGAAGCGAUGGGACGGAAUUGAGUGAUUUCUCUGGUGGUUACGAUAGGAUGAAGGUGGGAGCCGUUCGAGUGACGGCCGGAGAGCUGGACACUGGGUCAGGCGGAGAUGGGACUAAGAGCAAGGCAAUGAUGGAACACAGGGAGCGUGUCCCUACUCCACGGCCGUAUGGGAGUACGGAGGAAUUGGUUCCUGCUGUUACCCGUGAGGUGUCUUAG
Molecule: messenger RNA, 1050 nt
Organism: Zasmidium cellare ATCC 36951
Lineage: Eukaryota; Fungi; Ascomycota; Dothideomycetes; Mycosphaerellales; Mycosphaerellaceae
Exons: 4
Coding region: 1-1050 (349 amino acids)
Source: RefSeq, a predicted model, not a curated record